Messenger RNA from Xenopus laevis (African clawed frog), 2379 nucleotides. It is a transcript of the gene mbtd1.L, whose product is annotated as mbt domain containing 1 L homeolog. NCBI's taxonomy places the organism in Eukaryota, Metazoa, Chordata, Amphibia, Anura, Pipidae. Gene Ontology annotation, cellular component: chromosome; nucleus. Gene Ontology annotation, molecular function: chromatin binding; zinc ion binding; histone binding. The record is from RefSeq and is a predicted model, not a curated record. The coding region runs from base 161 to 2116 and encodes 651 amino acids. Gene Ontology annotation, biological process: chromatin organization; negative regulation of DNA-templated transcription; regulation of DNA-templated transcription. The transcript has 16 exons.
GUUGCAUGUCUAGCAUUGCGCCUGCGCAGAAAGGAGUUUCUGGUUUUGUUGAUAUUUUGAAGGAGUUCAUUGUUUUGCUCUUUUUUAGUCUCUAGUUUCUUGCAUUGUUCCAGCCCGCUGACACCGGGGGCUGCGUACACGAUUUCCUCAUGAGGGUCUAAUGGAAAAAACCAAGGAUCCGGCCGAUCGUUCUUCACGUUCUGAGAGAAAGCGCAGAGACUCAUUCGGAAUGUUUGACGGAUAUGAUAGCUGCAGUGAGGAUACCAGCAGCAGUUCCAGCUCGGAUGAGAGUGAAGAGGAGGUUGCUCCCUUGCCAUCCAGUCUGCCCAUUAUCAAAAACAAUGGCCAGGUUUAUACAUACCCAGAUGGCAAAUCAGGAAUGGCAACAUGUGAAAUGUGCGGAAUGGUUGGAGUCAGAGAUGCCUUUUACUCUAAAACAAAGAGGUUCUGCAGUGUCUCAUGCUCGCGGAGUUAUUCCUCAAACUCCAAGAAGGCGAGUAUUCUGGCCAGACUUCAGGGUAAACCACCUACAAAGAAAGCUAAAGUUCUCCAGAAGAAGCCGUUGGUUGCUAAAUUAGCAGCUUAUGCUCAGUAUAAAGCUACUUUGAAGAACCAGUCGGUAAACAAAGCACCUGUCACUGUGGAAGGAUUUAGCUGGGGAAACUAUAUCACAAGCAAUAACGUUAUUGCUGCUCCUGUGACUUGUUUUAGACAUGCACCCAUGGGAAAUUGCUGGGGGGAUAUUGCAGAGGGUGUAAGAAUUGAAGUCCCAAAUACAGACAGCAAUCUUCCUACCAAAGUGUUUUGGAUUUCUGGAAUAGUCAAGCUUGCAGGGUAUAAUGCAUUGCUAAGGUAUGAAGGCUUUGAGAACGAUUCCAGUCUUGACUUCUGGUGUAACAUUUGUGGACCUGACAUUCAUCCAGUUGGCUGGUGUGCAACGAGUGGAAAACCACUGGUCCCACCACAAAGCAUUCAACAUAAAUACACAAACUGGAAAGCUUUUUUAGUGAAACGAUUGACUGGAGCAAAGACUCUCCCACCAGACUUUUCUCAAAAGGUAUCGGAAAAUAUGCAGUAUCCUUUUAAACCUUCCAUGAGGGUAGAAGUAGUCGAUAAAACACACCUUUGUCGGACACGGGUUGCAGUAGUAGAAAGUGUAAUUGGAGGCCGAUUAAGAUUGGUAUAUGAAGAAAGUGAAGACAAAACUGAUGACUUCUGGUGCCACAUGUACAGUCCCCUCAUUCAUCCCAUUGGCUGGUCAAGAAGCAUAGGGCACCGAUUCAAAAGAACUGAUAUCUUAAAAAAACAGGAAUCAAACUAUGAUGCACCAUCUCACCUAUUUAUAAAGGUGAAAGACGUUGAACAAGGCAGCGAGUGGUUUAAAGAAGGGAUGAAACUGGAAGCGAUUGAUCCAUUAAACCUUUCAGCAAUAUGUGUAGCAACAAUCAGAAAGGUGCUAGCAGAGGGAUACCUAAUGAUUGGUAUUGAUGGUUCAGAAGCAGCAGAUGGUUCAGAUUGGUUUUGCUACCAUGCCUCAUCUCCUUCAAUAUUUCCUGUUGGUUUCUGUGAAAUUAACAAAAUAGAACUAACUCCACCAAGAGGCUACACAAAACUACCUUUUAAAUGGUUUGACUACCUCAGGGAAACUGGAUCUAUAGCAGCUCCUGUAAAACUCUUUAACAAGGAUGUUCCUAAUCAUGGGUUUCGUGUUGGUAUGAAGCUUGAGGCUGUAGACCUUAUGGAACCCCGGCUUGUGUGUGUUGCCACAGUGACACGUAUUAUUCAUCGCCUGCUGAGGAUACAUUUUGAUGGCUGGGAAGAUGAGUAUGAUCAGUGGGUAGACUGUGAAUCUCCAGACCUCUAUCCUGUUGGUUGGUGCCAAUUAACAGGAUACCAGUUGCAGCCUCCAGCACCACAAUCAAAUAAAGAUGGCCAGUCAAAUGUCUCAAAACAAAAGAAAAAAUCGAAAUCGCAGCCAUACAAAGGACACAAAAAAAUGACAACACUGCAGCUUAAGGACGAGAUGUUAGAUGGAGACGACUACACAUUUCUUCAAGGAGCCUCUGAUCAGGAAAGUAAUGGAUCUGGCAGCUAUUACAUCAAACAGGAACCAUAAUGCAAUGCUUAAGGAUUUGUGCAUAAAAAUUUUAAAAAAAUUAACUGCUUCAUACAAAAGCUGUAUGAAACCAGAACUUACAAAUGGACUUACAUGCAGGGACACUCUGUGAAGUGCAAAAACAAAAAAAACAACAAAAAAAAAAAGAAAAUAUUUUGGUGAAAAAAAAAAGAUUUUUUUCAAUUUAUUAAAUAACGUUAACAAUUUUGUGUUGUAUUUGAGGUUUUUGAAAAAAAAAAAAAAGAAAUGUUGAUAUUUUCAAA